Messenger RNA from Vombatus ursinus (common wombat), 5954 nucleotides. RefSeq names its product sorting nexin 33 (gene SNX33). NCBI's taxonomy places the organism in Eukaryota, Metazoa, Chordata, Mammalia, Diprotodontia, Vombatidae. The coding region runs from base 1195 to 2892 and encodes 565 amino acids. Gene Ontology annotation, cellular component: plasma membrane; cytoplasmic vesicle. The transcript is spliced from 2 exons. Gene Ontology annotation, molecular function: protein binding; phosphatidylinositol binding. The record is from RefSeq and is a predicted model, not a curated record. Gene Ontology annotation, biological process: endosomal transport; mitotic cytokinesis; mitotic cell cycle.
UUAAUGAUUGAUUUUAUCCGGUGCUUUCCUCCGCGUCCUUUGCUCUAGCCCCUAGUUCCUGGCUCUUUGCUUUGAGUCAGUUUCAGGCGGGUGGAAACUGACCAAGAAUUAAGCAAACAAAAGAUUCCAAAAGAAUCCUGGCAGAGGGGUUCCUCCACUACCUUUUUGAUUCCUCUCAGCUUCCCUCCGCAGGCAGUGAGGAAGGUUGUUUUUUGGGGUGUGGGGGGUGUGGGGAGGGAGGACAAGUGUUCAAGCCAAGGGUUCGGGGGCCCAAAGAAACUUCCCCAAGCCCCUCCUUUUUCACUGGAUCCAGGUUUGCUUCAUGUUCUGUUUUGAACUGAAAGUUCACGUGAAUUUUCCGGAGGUCUUGUGUAAGCCUUGGAUUGUUGUUGUUUUUUUUUUUUUCCCCCGGAUCUUGUUGGGAAGUGGGAGGGAGGUGUCCACCCUUGGAUUUAUUUCAGCCUUGUUAGGUUUUCCUUUUGCCCCUCUUGGGCUUUUUGGAAUUUUUUUAAACCCAGUUCCUAAGAAGAGGAAAGGAAAGAAAGCAAAAUAUCCUUAAGUAAUCCCCCACAAGAAAACCAACCAGUGAGUAACUUUUGGAGGAAGCUAACUGUUAGUUACUUUUCAUUUUAAACUAUUUUUUUUUCUGGGGGCACUGUUCUCACUUAAAGUGCAUUAUUUGGCCUCCUGGCCCCUGUUUUACAGUGCUGGUAUCUAGGUGUGAUUUUUUUUUUUUUGUCUUUUUGGGAGGCUUAGGGAGGAAAGAGAUGUAAAAUUGCAGCCCAGAGCUGGCUGUGGGAAAACAAGAGGCCAGAUGGAGACUGUGAGAUGAGUACCUAAUGGGUGAUGUUGUCCUGGCAAGACCCCCUUCUCUGGCCUGUAUUGUCACCUAGAACCAAACCAGAGCCCUACUGGAGCAGACUGUUUGAACCCCUCUCUGGGCUAUGUCACUUUCCACCAAGGGGGUGAGACUGUGUGGAAUGCAAGGGCCAUUCUUGAACUUCUGGCCUGUGUUGAGGGUAAAGGGGCAAGAUUGUUGUGAAUCCUUGGCAACGGUGUGUGUGUGUUUCUGGAUGUGCAUGUCAGAAGGCCCUGUCUCUACUUGAGUUUACUUGGGGUCUGAGCUGCACCCUCUUCCUCCCUGCCUUUCCCCUAGACUUUCCUUCCCUAUCAAAAACAAACCCAACCCCAACCAUGGCAUUGAAAGGCCGAGCACUUUAUGACUUCCAGAGUGAAAACAAAGAGGAGAUCAGCAUCCAACAGGAUGAGGAGCUGGUGGUCUUCACCGAGACCUCCUUGGAUGGCUGGCUUCAGGGGAAGAACAGCCGGGGGGAGACUGGGCUCUUCCCUGCCUCCUACGUGGAGAUCCUUCGAUCUCGUUGUGAUUCCAACUAUACAGACUAUUCAAACAGUCCAGCCAGCUCUCCCAGCAAUGAGACUUCUUUCUACGUCACCCCUGUGGUCAACACAGGCAUCAUGUCUCACCAGGGCAGCUUUGAGGAUGAUGAUGAGGACUGGGAUGAUUGGGAUGAUGGGGGCACCGUGGUGGAGGAGCCACGGGGUGUUGGGCUGGGUACCAACGGGCACCCCCCUCUCAACCUGUCCUAUCCCGGUGCCUAUCCCAACCAACAUAUUAGCUUCCGGCCCAAGCCACCCCUAGAGCGCCAGGACAGCACUGCCUCUGGCAAGCGGGGUAGCGUGGUGGGGCGCAAUCUGAACCGCUUCUCCUGUUUCGUCCGCUCUGGUGUGGAGGCCUUCAUCCUGGGCGACGUGCCCAUGAUGGCCAAGAUUGCUGAGGCCUACUACAUUGAAAUGGGUCCCAAAGGCCCUCAGUGGAAGGCCAGCCCCCACCCCUUCGCCUGCUCUGUGGAAGACCCCACCAAGCAGACCAAAUUCAAGGGGAUCAAAAGCUACAUCUCCUAUAAACUCACGCCCAGCCACGUGGGCUCGCCCGUCUACCGGCGCUACAAGCACUUCGACUGGCUCUACAACCGGCUGCUGCACAAGUUCACGGUGAUCUCGGUGCCGCACCUGCCCGAGAAGCAGGCCACGGGCCGCUUCGAGGAGGACUUCAUCGAGAAGCGCAAGCGCAGGCUGAUCCUGUGGAUGGACCAUAUGACCAGCCACCCCGUGCUGUCCCAGUACGAGGGCUUCCAGCACUUUCUCAGCUGCCUGGACGACAAGCAGUGGAAGAUGGGCAAGCGGCGGGCCGAGAAGGACGAGAUGGUGGGGGCCAGCUUCCUCCUGACCUUCCAGAUCCCCACCGAGCACCAGGACCUCCAGGACGUGGAGGACCGCGUGGACGCCUUCAAGGCCUUCAGCAAGAAGAUGGACGACAGCGUGCUGCAGCUGGCCAACGUGGCCUCGGAGCUGGUGCGCAAGCACAUCGGGGGCUUCCGGAAGGAGUUCCAGAAGCUGGGCAGCGCCUUCCAGGCCAUCAGCUACUCCUUCCAGCUGGACCCCCCCUACAGCUCGGACGCCCUCAACAACGCCAUCUCCCACACGGGCAAGACCUACGAGACCGUGGGGGAGAUGUUUGCCGAGCAACCCAAGAACGACCUCUUCCAAAUGCUGGACCGCCUCUCGCUCUACCAGGGCCUGCUCUCCAAUUUUCCUGACAUUAUCCACCUGCAGAAAGGUGCCUUUGCCAAGGUCAAAGAGAGCCAACGCAUGAGCGACGAGGGCAAGAUGGACCAGGACGAGGCCGACGGGAUCCGCAAGCGCUGCCGUGUGGUGGGCUUCGCCCUACAGGCCGAGAUGAACCAUUUCCACGAGCGCCGGGUGCUGGACUUCAAGCACAUGAUGCAGUCCUACCUACGGCAGCAGAUUCUCUUUUACCAGCGGGUCAGCCAGCAACUGGAGCAGACCUUGCGCAUGUACGACAGCCUCUAACCCUGUCCCCUGUGCCUCUCCUGCUGAGCCUCUGCUCCAGCCUUCCCCUCCCCCAGUGCAGUUCUCAGCAGCACAGACGUCUGCUCAGGUGUAGAGAGAGAGCCUCCGGGGGCUUCCGGAGUCCCAAUUUCCCCUGUCCCUUUGGCAUGGUUAACCAGUCCCUCUGCCCCUCUCCUUUGUAGGUGUAUGUUCGCCCAGGGGUGAUCUGACUUCAUGGCAUGGGUGUAAAGGAGAUCAGUCCCCUCCUGGGAGGCUCGCACAGUGACUGCCCUGGUCCCCAGUUAGAGCAGGGCCCAUCUCUCCCUGCUUUGAAAAAGGGAACGAGAGUAGGGUGAGAGCGAUCUGGUUUUCAGUUUUGAGUGACCCGACUUCCUCAUCAUUAGAAGUGGGAACAGAGGCAGAUAGGGGAGGGAGCCUGUGGAGAUUAGAAGUGGGAGCAGAGGCAGAUAGGGGAGGGAGCCUGUGGAGACCAAAGGCCGUGGUGGCCUAGAGAGAGAACCCAGGAGAGCCUAGUUCCCCGGCCCUAAAUCCUUACCUGAACAAAAUGAUGGGACCUGGUGAAGCAGGGUCAUUGCUAGACAUCCCUGGAUAGGGUUAUGGGGCAAAUCCAAGCAUCCCCUUCUUUCUGCUGAAAACCUUAGGGCUUCUUCACCUGUCUUCCCCCUGAACCACAGCCACUGUCUACUCAUGGCACGGAUUCUGGACGACGGCUUCCCUUUGUGAUGGGGAAUCUAGCCAAAGCCCAGAGGAGGGAUGAAGACUGGGGGCUGAGAAAGCUGCCCGGUCUCUAACUCUUCCUUUUUGUAGUCCUGUUCCCGCUGGCCAAUGGGUCAGGGGACACUGCAAUCCCUCCUAACACCAGGCCCCUUGGUGGGGUUUUGCCAGGGGCCCCUAAGGCCCAGGUGAGGUCUGUCCCUGGUUUGACUCCAUCCUUCUUCUCACCUCCCAACCCCCCAAGGUUGUGAGGCCCCCUGUGGGAGCUGCCUGGGCACUAGCCCCGAUCGACAUGCUUGGCGGUCCUCUGCACCCUGAACCCAUGCUCCAUACCCAUAGAUAACCCUGGCUCAUACUCUGGAACUGAACUUCCCUGAUAUUUGUGCCCACCAGCAUAUAACCCACGGGAUCAGAGCCCAGAUAGCAUAGAUUCCACAAGGCCUUAAAAGACCCCUUGAGUGCCUUUUGAUCCCCUUAAACCUCAAGCAUGGAGAGAAGCUGCCAGCUCUGCCUGCUGGUGAAUGGAAGAGAAUCUGUGGGACAGAAGGGAGAACAGGGGAGCUCAGCUCCCCUCAGAGCCCUCCUGGUGCCCAUCCCCUCUUCUCGCACGCACUGUGAUGCCAGCCUGGCGUCCCCAAGGUCUGGCAGAGAUGGCUCUGGUCGUUGUUUACAUCCCAGUGGGAGCUGCCCACAUACCCUGUAGGUUUUGGGGGGGUGGAGAGGGGGGAGGGGUGCUGCCUGACCGUGGCCACACAGGCAGAUGUGGGCCAUGGCUUGGGGCGCCCCUGUAGGCCUCAGACAGCCCCUCUCGCUUUUUGUUUUUUUUUUUCUCAAAAGAACUUUUACAAUUAAAACAGCAGAGUUACAUUUUUUCCUAAGUGUUGCCCUCUUCCUCAGUCCCUCUGCUGAUAGAUCAGUGUGGGAGCUAGAGAAGGGAUGGAAGGGAGGGGGAGAGAUGGGGCACAAAAGUGCCCUUCUCUGGCAGUAGUGGCUCAUGCUUUGGUUUCUGGAGUGGGUAGCAGAAUCAGUCAGCUCCGCAGGGAGGAAGGAGAUUGGGAAGGAAGGGAAUGGAUCCUCUUCGUGCCUGUGUGAGAGAAGCCUAUGGCCCUGGGUCCAGUCCCUCCCCCAACCACGGAGAUAAAAUGGGCUCUCUGGCCGGAUUUGCAGGGAGGGAAGGGCGAAAGAUUAGGAAACAGUCAAAAUCCAUGGGGUCAAUUCAUUUUAUUGGGGGCCACCGUAUUCAGCUACACUUUGAAGGAGACAAGAAGAUUCGAGCCUCGGAUCUUGGCCUCAAGGUCGAUGUCCAGUUGGGGGGGUGUAUGAAACAUUUUGGAGAACGGUACAAGAUGGCUCGCUGUAUGUGGUACCAGGCCUGUGGCUGAACAGACACAUAGAAGUGUGGCAGGAGGAGUUCCAGCUUUGCCAUUCAUUACUCUGAUAACCUUGGAUCAGUCACUCUUGGCCUCAGUUUCUUUAUUUGUCAAGUGCAAGGGGCCUUAUUUCUAAGCAUCUUCGAGCUAAAGGAACUGGGAUUAUACAGGUGCCUUGAGGACUGCAGAUUGACACAUGUGGAGCUAGAAGGAAAUCUCAAAGGGUGUCCAACCCUCUCAUUUUAUGGGUGAGAAAGCUGAGGCCCAGGGAGGUUGUGAUUUGCCAGAGUUACCCUGGUAGUAGAGGCCAAAGAAGAGGAAGAUAGUAUGGAUUGGCUUCUUGGAGGGGUAGGGCUUGAGCUGGCCCCUCAACAAUGAAUUCAGUUUGGCUAGGCACAGGGGAGGGGACUCCAGGCUGGGAUAUGGUAUAAAGAAUGGAGGCUGGGGUGGGCAAGGAGGGAGAUUAUAAAGGGGAACUGGCAUUGUGCUGUCAGCCUCUAAUAGGAAAGAUGGAGCUUCUUUUCCAUUAAACAAAUGAAAAACUAAGAGCUUUCUUUGCUCCAUGCUGACGUUACAAACAUUAAAAAAAAAAAUCAAACAGUUCCUGGCCCCAGGGAAAAGGGGAUAUGCCAUGAGCUCAGAUGGGCAUAAUAUACGGUGUAGGGUGUAAUUGGAGCAAGUUUGAGGAAAGAUCACCCUUUGAGCUGGGAAGGAGGGGGAAUGUGGAAUGGCUUGGGGGCUGGGCAGCCACCGGAGCUGAGCCUCGAUAUGAAACAGAAAAAGAUCUGGAUGGGGGGUGGUCAUUGAACUUGGUUCCAAGUUAUCAGCUCAGCCACGGCUAGUUCCCUGUGUCACCAUGGCUAAGUCAUUUAACUUCCCGGUGUCCCUUGUUUUCCACCCCCGAAAUGAGGGGGUGGAUUUCUGGAGGAAUGUGGGACCCAGAAUGGGAAAGGGUGAAUAUAGUGGUUCCCAAAGGAA